CUCUCUCCGCUCCUGGCAAAGCUUCACUUGAUAGAAAAUGUUGCUGGCGGAGCGAGCGGUCAGCAGGAGUGACCGCCCCACUCCUUCCACCGCCAAGGCGAUGCCCUUGACUUUGAAAACGUGAUCCCGGGACCUUCCGUCACCGCCGACAGGAGAGAGAGAGAGAGAGAGAAACAAAUACAUUCGUACUGAAAAGAAAACGGCAAAACACUGAAUCUUUGUCUUUGGCAUUUCGAAAAGGCGGCAAGAUAUUCCCCCAAAUGCUAUUGAGAGGCGAGCGCUGUCCAUGGUGCUGGAGGUUAAAGGAGUCAAGUCGGUGAGGAGAACUCAAUUAAACUACAGUUCAGCCAUCCUUCUGCUAGAGUCAACAUGAUCGAAGGCAAAUGUCACUCGUUAGCUGCUUUGUGGGGUUAUGUCUGGGGAGUAGCAGUGUUUCUAAGCUUGGUGACAACUAAAGAAAUAGAAGGCUCUCGAUCCCGUGCUCCGGCAAUGUCUCCAUCUGACUUUUUGGACAAAUUGAUGGGACGGACAUCAGGAUAUGAUGCCAGAAUUAGACCCAAUUUUAAAGGCCCUCCUGUUAAUGUCAGCUGCAACAUAUUUAUUAACAGCUUUGGCUCAAUUGCAGAGACAACCAUGGAUUACCGUCUAAACAUCUUCCUGCGCCAGCAGUGGAAUGACCCCAGGCUGGCGUACAGUGAGUACCCCGAUGAUUCUUUAGACUUGGACCCCUCCAUGUUGGAUUCAAUCUGGAAACCAGAUCUCUUCUUUGCAAAUGAGAAAGGAGCCAACUUCCACGAGGUCACAACCGAGAACAAGCUAUUAAGAAUUUUUAAAGAUGGGCUUGUCCUUUAUUCAAUAAGAUUGACUUUAAUUCUGUCAUGCCCAAUGGAUCUGAAGAAUUUCCCGAUGGAUGUUCAAACCUGCAUAAUGCAAUUGGAGAGCUUUGGCUACACAAUGAAUGAUUUAAUCUUCGAGUGGGAUGCAGAUAAACCAGUGCAAACUGCAGAUGGACUAACCUUGCCACAAUUCCUCCUGAAAGAAGAGAAAGAUUUACGCUACUGUACAAAACAUUACAAUACAGGAAAAUUCACAUGUAUUGAAGUAAGGUUUCAUCUUGAGAGACAAAUGGGCUAUUAUUUAAUUCAGAUGUACAUUCCGAGUCUUCUAAUUGUGAUUCUAUCCUGGGUAUCAUUUUGGAUAAACAUGGAUGCAGCCCCUGCUAGAGUAGCCUUAGGAAUCACAACAGUGCUCACCAUGACGACACAAAGCUCUGGAUCUCGUGCUUCAUUGCCUAAGGUGUCCUAUGUCAAGGCCAUCGAUAUCUGGAUGGCCGUCUGUCUGCUGUUUGUGUUCUCUGCCCUCCUGGAGUAUGCAGCUGUGAAUUUUGUGUCAAGACAGCACAAAGAGCUACUCCGACUACGGAAGAGGAAACGGAAGAAUAUUGAGGGGGUGCUUGAUGGAAAUGAAAACAUAGAAACGAUACGACGUAACAAUGGCUUGAGAACCAACGAACCAAUAUACGGGACUUUGGCUCAAAUCUACAGUUCAAAUUUUGGGGAUGAUGAGGUGAGAGAAAGUCGCUUUAGCUUUGCUGCAUAUGGGGUGGGACCUUGCCUACAAACAAAAGAUGGCGUCACCACUAAAGGUGCAAUCAACGCAUCCCAGACUGCCCCAAAAAACCAAGAUGAUAUGAGAAAACUCUUCAUUGACAGAGCCAAGAAGAUCGAUACCGUGGCACGGGCUGGUUUUCCUUUAGCCUUUUUAAUUUUCAAUAUUUUCUAUUGGGUCAUUUACAAAAUCCUCAGACACGAGGACAUACACCAACAGCAAUAGUUUAAGCCUCAAACAGGCAUCAUUAACAACAUGUCAGUAACAGAAGUAACAUUGAAAGAGAUCUUAGUGUAAUAAUGAGGCCACUUUGGGCCAGAAUUCAUCUUUAAUACACUGAGCAGUAAUGUUAAAUGUACUAUGCAAAUUUAAAGAGGAACCCAAAUGAAUAAUAAUAGAUUACUUCUCUAAUGCUUUCUGCAUUUUCACAUCACAGAGAGUACUUGGGAAAGAGAUUUUUUACAUGACUGAGAAUAUGAUAAAGUUAAAUAUUGGCUGAAAUAAAUAUGUUUAUAGUUUUGUUUUCUUGUUUUGAUGUUUUGCCUUGACUGCUUCCAAUUUGAAGAUAGCAAUAACUAAAUUACUGUAGACUUAUCAGGGGGAACUGUUGUGGAAUGCAACAAUUAUCUAGGAGAGAGAGCAAGUAAUUGGAAGUUUACUGUAUGUCUUCCAGCCAGUCUGGUUUCUUCUUUUUAUCCUCCAAACUUUAUUCAAUCUCGGGAUGGGAAAGCAAUUUCUUGGCUGACAAAAUAAGGGACACAUUCACCCAUCCAAUUCCUCUCCUUUGCCUUGUAGCUACACCACUUGGCUGAUGUGGUAGUUUGUUCUUAUAAUCAAGUCUUGUUUAAAAACAGAAAGUGCUGGAGUAACUCAGCAUGUCUGAUGACUGGGUGGCACAGUGGCUCGGUGGUUA
This is a messenger RNA of Chiloscyllium plagiosum (whitespotted bambooshark), 2521 nucleotides long. RefSeq names its product glycine receptor, alpha 3 (gene glra3). Gene Ontology annotation, molecular function: transmembrane signaling receptor activity; transmitter-gated monoatomic ion channel activity; glycine binding. Gene Ontology annotation, biological process: monoatomic ion transmembrane transport. NCBI's taxonomy places the organism in Eukaryota, Metazoa, Chordata, Chondrichthyes, Orectolobiformes, Hemiscylliidae. Gene Ontology annotation, cellular component: plasma membrane. The record is from RefSeq and is a predicted model, not a curated record.